UCUCUCUCUCUCUCUUUCUUUCUCUGAUGUUCUUGUAGUUACUGCUGAUUUUGGGCUGUACUUGGUUUUUCUAGUGUUUCAUAACUGUGGGGUUUGCAGUGGAGGAAUAAGUAGGCUGAUUAUGAAAUUGAGGGCGGAUUCUGUGGAUUUAAUGGGCAAAAGGAAAAUUGACCCAUUUUUCUACAGCAUUCCAGGAUUGUCUAUUGAAGCUAUAUCCUUCUUACAUCAAUGGACAAUGACAAUGUGGAACCAGUGACUGAUUUAGCACUUUCUCUAGCACAUUCCAAUCAAUGUAUUCCAACGCGAUUGAGUGAUUCAGGUGUAGGUGUAAAUGCAGCUUCAAAGAUGAUAUUUGUGGCAUCUGACGCCCUAUCUGAAUUAGUUUGGUCCCCGCACAAUGGUUUGAGUCUCAAAUGCGCUGAUUGUAGCUUGACCGAGAAAAAACCUUUUCUUCUGUGGGAUGUUGGACCUAGCAAUGCAGUUCUUUCAUCAUCAGAAAGCAUCAAAUGUGGGACUACCAGUGACAAACCUGUAGAUGAACAAAAUUUAUUUACAUCUCAAGUGGACUUCUGUAUGGAGAAGGAAGUUGGUGAAGGAGCUAGCAUGGUGGGAUCUCCUACUGGCAUUGCCGGUAUAAGUCCUAUAUUUGGACGAAACCAAGGAUAUCAUACAGCAGACGACAUGGAGGAGCUGAAGGUAACAGGAGGAGUAUCAGCUGUGCAUGCUAAUCAAAGAGAAGAAAGUACUAGAAAUAUUGAUAGGGAUGUCUUCUGCAGUCCAAACGAUUUGCAAGUAACUAGUACGGCUGAAAGUAGAGAAAACAAUGAAGGUCCAGAAAAUCAGAUGACACCUGAUUAUAUUCCAGUCAGAACUGAAGAAGCCAGACUGGAAAUUGCACAAACCAAAACAUUAUUAACCAAUCGUAAUGAAGGCAUGAUUACCAAUAGUAACGGUAAAGUUGGAAAUAUUGUGAGUGCCAGUCAGAUACUGGGCAUAGGGCUUGCUUUGACCUCUGAAGUUCAUAGCAAGGCACUUGAUAUUCCAGUGGCAAAGUUAACUUCGCGAGGGAAAGGAGACAAAGAUGUCACAUUAGUUAUUGAAGACGAGAGCAAAAGUAAAAUAAGGAUGGAUGUUCCUGACAGUCUCCCUCCUCCUGGAAAAGUGGAGUCUACGGCUGAAAACAAUUAUCAUCUUUUGAUUGAUAAAAAAGCUUGCAGACAAAGUGACAAGGGACUUCCAAGUAACGAGUUUGGUCUGUCUGAAGGUUCUCCAACGAACAGCAGAGCCCGUCUGUAUAGAAGGAAGGGCAAGGAAAAGGCCUUGUCAGAUAGAGCUGUUAAUGAAAGAAUGUCGAAUGAUGAGGAUGAUAGCCAUGAGAGUGUUGAAAGUUGCAACAGUGCUGGUUUAUUUUCUUCAGGGAAGAAACGCUGGAGCUUUGAAGAACAAUGGAUUGUGGGGAGUAAAAGAGCGAAAAAACAAAUCGGAGAAAGUCCUGCUUCAACGUCCUUUGUUGGACAAGACAGUUCUUUCAUGAAUUGGAUUUCAAACAUGGUGAAGGGCUUAAACAAAACUAAUCGAGAUGAUUCUCCCUUUCUUGCUCUUACCUUCAACCAUCCCAAUCACGGGCAUGAGAGUUAUGAUCAACAAAUCAUGACCUACAGCAGAAACCGUCAUCCUGGGAGCAGAAAUAUGGGCUUUCAAACCAUAUUUCAGUCUCUAUAUUGUUCAGAACCGAAGGACCUGGAAAGAAAGGCUCCAAAUGGCAAUUCUACAACUGGAGGGUCUAAAGAAAUUCUGCUGGCAGACAAACAGUCUGGUGCCAACGUUACUCCAAUAGCUUGCCAUGGUGGGAAUGAUAACUUUUGCAAACAGCGUUUCCAAUCAAAUAAGAAGUUUAACCAGUCUACAUCUGGAAGUGAAGCAGGUCCAUCAUUCAAGCUGAAGACUUCGACUGCAAAUAUUCCUGCUGCUCCUGAAAUGUGUAAGACCAGUUCCAGUUCUGAACAGAAUAAAGCUUGGAACUUGGGGUGCAUUGACGUAAAAAAUAAAACAAAUUCAUCAGCGUCCUCUCUGGGUAAACGUAAGGUUGAAAGUUCUGAGAACAACGUUCCUGACCCCCUUCCUGAAGCUAAGGUGACUGAUAAUUUUGGUUAUGGAUGUAAUCCUCUUGAAAGCUUUUGGGUUACACGGUUAUAUCCGAGAACUUCUGGGCCUGUGUUAAAUCUAGAAAAUGGUGACCAGGAUGCAAGUGGAGCACUUGACCGUUCUGCUGAUUGUGCAAGAGUCAUUCCUGACAAUCAUGUUGAUUUUCCUAUUGAACAAAAAUAUUCAGAGGCCAAGGAGUAUUCAAAUGAAGACCUAAAUAAUGUUGUGGGUAAAGAACCGCAAUAUUGUGCUCCCAAUUCUGAUGCUUCCUAUGGCUUCAAAAGGCUCCGUGGACACAGUGCUCAGAAGUCCGUAUAUAAAUCAAAUCCCUUCCUACCUUCCCCAAAAUAUAAGAAUUCCGAGGCAAUUGCCUCUGUGUUUGCAAGGAGAUUGGAUGCACUCAAACAUAUCAUACCAUUGGGCAUGGAAGACAAUCCAACUCGGACAAUGACCACUUGUUUCCAUUGUGGCAAAAGUGGUCAUGAUUUACGUGAUUGCUCAGAGGUAACAGAAGGCGAGAGGCAGACCCUUUUAAGUAAUAUUAGUUCAUAUAAUGGAGCAGAAGAAUCUCCAUGUUUUUGCAUUAGAUGCUUUCAGCUUGAUCAUUGGGCUAUUUCAUGUCCCAUGGCAUCCACAAGCAUGCAACAUCCAUCAGGAAAUGAUACUGCUUUGGGUAAUCAUCUCAGUGCCAGUAAAAUGCGGAUCAGGAUGGGCAAUGAAAGAGACCCCAGAAUGCUGGAAAAUAAACAGUUACAUUUUCAAGCUGCUGAAGAUUAUACAAAUUGCGAUGGUGAAAAUUCUCAAGUGGAUAUCAAUAAGCAUGUGGCUUCAAUUUCUUGGGAUAGUACGAUAAAAGGAAAGCAGAUCAGUCCUUUGAGCGAAUUGGCCGAUAGGAAAUCUUCUGAUGCACCGGAAGGAAUGUUUGAUGCUAUAAGGAAGCUCCGUCUGUCUCGUAUGGAUAUUCUCAAGUGGAUGAAUUCCUGUGGUUCAUUGUUGCAUCUCAAUGGGUUCUUCCUACGUGUGCGUCUUGGAAAGUGGGAAAAAGGAAUAGGAGGAACAGGCUACUAUGUGGCUCGCAUAGCUGGUAUGGCUAAAGGCGAACAAGGAGAUAAACCACCAAAAAUUGACAGAAAACCUCUCGCUGUAAUUAUUGGAGGUACAAGAUGCUUGGUUGAAAGUCAGUACAUCUCUAAUCAAGAUUUCCUUGAGGAAGAGCUUACGGCAUGGUUGUGUACAGCCACGACCAGUGGAGGAAAGAUCCCAUCUGAAGACCAUUUCAAAUUGAAAUUAGAAGAAAGGAAAAGGUUUGGAUUUUAGGGAUUUGAGUAAGAACCAAGGGGUUUUGAUUUCCAUCUUGUAUAGAUGCAAAUUAAGAAGCUUAUAGGGAUGAUCUCACCUCCCAUCUUUGAGUAACUCUCCACAGAAUUUUAUUGUGAUCAAAACAUCUGUUUAUUGCCACAGUUCAAAAUCAUUUUCAGUAAUUGGUAAGAAAGAAUGAUUGAGCUUGA
Molecule: messenger RNA, 3653 nt
Organism: Diospyros lotus (date-plum)
Lineage: Eukaryota; Viridiplantae; Streptophyta; Magnoliopsida; Ericales; Ebenaceae
Exons: 7
Coding region: 229-3462 (1077 amino acids)
Molecular function (GO): DNA binding; zinc ion binding
Source: RefSeq, a predicted model, not a curated record